Suillus plorans is the source of this 1226-nucleotide messenger RNA. Its product is annotated as WD-40 repeat-containing protein. Bases 63 to 1226 code for a protein of 387 amino acids. The transcript is spliced from 9 exons. Gene Ontology annotation, molecular function: protein binding. NCBI's taxonomy places the organism in Eukaryota, Fungi, Basidiomycota, Agaricomycetes, Boletales, Suillaceae. The record is from RefSeq and is a predicted model, not a curated record.
GAGGCACCUAAUGCACUUCGGUUGAGGCCUCCUCCAUUCCUCUGGUGUCCCAAUGAAGACAAAUGGUUCUGCAAUUACUGAACCUUCGGGUGGAACUGAAACUAUAUGAAUCACCUUCACCUAUUUGUCUGCUACGCUCACAUUCCAGCGCAGUGAGCACUCUCUCCAUUUCGACGGACAACGAAAGAAUCUACUCCGGAGAUACUGUAGGACAAGUUAUCGUCAUUUCCACGCGCUCAUUGCGACCACUCGCAUCAUGGAAAGCACACACCGACUCCCUGCUGGGCAUCGAAGAAUGGGGUUCUCAAAUCAUAACACACGGGAGGGAUAAUAAACUUCAUAGUGGACCUGCGACUUUGUCAGAUCUCUCAACACCCACAACAUGUUAUUCUAUGGAUGUCAACACUCUUAACUACUGCAGGUUCUCUCUCCUUGUCCUAGCAGGGGCGAGCACCCAGGAAGGUCUACUCGCCGCUCCGAACCUCGUGGAAUCAGCUCUUGCAGAUAUCUGGUCACUUCCAUCGUGUCAAAGGCUCCAUGCUGCUAUAGGUGAUCCACUAGACACCUCCGCAACAGCCUUUUCGGAUGGCAGGUCAGGCAGCAAAUCCAGGAUCAUCAUGUCAAUGCAUCUUUUUUACUCUGCGUUGUCUGCACCUUCGUCCUCUAUCGUUGUCCUGCGAAAGCGGACUGCACACGAGACCAAACAGACUGUCGAGGGCCGUGGAUGGGAAGUCGUGUGGAAAUCCAAACUUCAUGUAGAAUCAGUGAUGGCUAUGGCAGUUUCUUCAGACUGCACUCUUGCUUUGACCGUUUCGGCGGACUAUUUAAAGACCCAGGAGGCGUCAGAAUCCACUCCCGCAGGAACUGCAUUCAAGAUCAAACAUCCAGGAAAUGGUGCUGUUGCCAUACGGAGCGACGGGAGAGUAUGCGCGAUUGGGGGAUGGGACGGCAAAGUGCAGUUAUAUUCAACAAAGACAUUAAAGUUGCUGGGAACCCUCGUAUGUCAGACGGUUACGUUCGCCUCUCACAUUGACCGCGUACCUCUUGGUGGAGACUUGAAGGAGGGUGACUCCUGUAGUGAUGAGGAUGAAAUUACCGUCGAGGAAAAGCAUGCCCGUGGUCGGUGGUUGAUUGCUGGUAGUACAAACGCGAAGGUGUCGAUCUGGGCGCUGAUGGACUUCGAGAAGACAAGCACAUCAGUUGAACCGAUGCCCAUGGUAAAAUGA